Saccostrea cuccullata (small rock oyster) is the source of this 435-nucleotide messenger RNA. Its product is annotated as eukaryotic translation initiation factor 2 subunit 2-like. Bases 79 to 435 code for a protein of 118 amino acids. The transcript is spliced from 4 exons. NCBI's taxonomy places the organism in Eukaryota, Metazoa, Mollusca, Bivalvia, Ostreida, Ostreidae. The record is from RefSeq and is a predicted model, not a curated record.
UUUAAUCCUCUAAAGGAUGUUUCUCGCCCGGGCCUCCAUACAUUUUCAUUCUGAUGCAACCCGGCAUUGUCGUGAAACAUGGCUGAGGACGAGCUGACCCCAUUUGAUCCCACAAACAUGAAAAAGAAGAAGAAAAAAAAGAAGGUACCAUUUGAGUUGGAUGGAGGGAUGGAGGAAAAUGAGACACCAAGCCCUGCCCCAGUGGAGGAAGCCCCAGAAGUUCAGACAGAGGAAAAACCAGCAGACAAAACAGAUGAUGAUUUCUCUCUGGACUUUGGGUUAAAAAAGAAAAAAAAGAAAAAGAAAGCAUUUGAUGUCAGUGAACUGGAAUACAUUUUGUCAGUUGUCGAGAAUAUUUGCACAAAAAAUAAUGUCAGAAACAUUGCACUCAAUGUUACUACUACUAAGUCUCAUAUCACAUAUUAUAUAUCAUGA